ACAGCGCAGCUAAUAAUGCUGGUAUGGUGUCUAAUAUUCAAAUGGUUAGUCAAUAUAUUCAGACUGGAUUGCCAUAUUAUCAGCAACCAGUAUAUUCAUACGAGGAUAUACAAAUGAUGCAACAGAGAGUGCCACAUGUGCAGGGCUUCUAUGAUUUGAAUUACACCCCCACAAGUUUGGGCGCUGGUCGUGACAACUUGGGUUCAGUGGCAUAUUCUACUAUGACUGAUGGCCGAUUUGCAAGGACCGACAAUAACUCUAGCCCAGUGAGUAAUGUAUCGAGUACAAUGUCACAACAAGCAGGUUCAAGCGCGCCUAUGCUUAAUGUUCCUUACGCGUAUUUCUAUGGUGGCAAUGUUAUGCCUGGUGGUUUUCAAUAUGGCACGCCGGCUAUAUAUCCUCAACAAAUUCCUGCUGCUAAUACAGCAUCUGGUGGUCAAUUCCCAAAACCAUCUUAUAAUACUGGUUACGGUUCAACUAGUUAUGAUGCACUUACGCAAGCUUCACAGGAUUAUACAAAGGGGGCAUACCCUUCUAAUGUGAACCAGCCGACUAAGUCGCAGAAUGUCACAAAUCCACAGCAAGGUGCAACCGGUUCGGACAUUACAUCGUCCAUGUAUGGCAAGGGACAUGUAGCAUUAAACAAGGUCAAUUCAUAUGAAAAGCAAAAUUUCCAUUCUGGUACUCCACCACCAUUUAAUAUGAGUAACACACAGACAGCUGGUGGUGCAUCCGCUCAGCCCUAUGGCAUGUAUUUACCAAUGCCUGCAGCUGGUCAUCAUAACAUGAUUCAUCAACCAAUACAUCAGAUGGACGGCAGGAUUCAUAACUCAUCCCGCCGGGAUUCGAACAGUACAGGUCAGCGUCAGCAAGCUAGUAGCCAAGCUAAAUCGGCUGCUAAGCAGAAUUACUCACCUUCGUAUUGGACAGGACAAAACUAAAUCUUUUACAUAUAAACAAAAAAAAAGCAAAAAAGCAAAAACACUGUAUUGAAUGGUCCAAUCUUAGAUCUGUUUAUUACCAUUCAACACAAAGAAGAAACAAUGUCUCGUUUUUAUGAUGAAUACCCACAAGAAAUAUGAAAUCAUUUGAUUUUUAAAACAACAACAACAAACAAACAGAAAAAACAGAAAACAAAUUUAGUAAAAUAUGUCCUUUGUACAUCAUCUACUAAUUAAUUCAUUAACUUAUACUAUACCACCAUACUCCUCUCCCAUGCACCAAAAACAG
Teleopsis dalmanni is the source of this 1230-nucleotide messenger RNA. RefSeq names its product protein lingerer-like. Lineage: Eukaryota; Metazoa; Arthropoda; Insecta; Diptera; Diopsidae. Gene Ontology annotation, cellular component: nucleus; cytoplasm. The transcript has 7 exons. The record is from RefSeq and is a predicted model, not a curated record. Bases 24 to 941 code for a protein of 305 amino acids.